Molecule: messenger RNA, 840 nt
Organism: Dentiscutata erythropus
Lineage: Eukaryota; Fungi; Glomeromycota; Glomeromycetes; Diversisporales; Gigasporaceae
Source: the annotation of a GenBank genome assembly
AUGUAUCGUAAUAUAGUGAAACGAGAUGAAGUUAAUAAGGAACGAAUUAAAAAUGCUGCAACAAUUGGUCUUUAUAUAUUUGAACAUAACGAACUAUCUUAUUCGUGUGAGCUUACAUUGAAACAUGAUAUAACACAAAAUCAACAUAAUGAUGCAGCAUCUUAUAAGAUAGCAGAAUUGCUCGAUCUCUGCGAUCAUGCACUAUUGAUUGGGAAAUCUGGAGCCUCCACUGAUAAUUCAGUUGAUGAUGAUGGUACUGAAAAGUUAAUGAAUCAAUUUAUCAUGCAAGUUGAUUUGGCACAGCAAAUUACCACUGUGGCUUCAAGACUGAUUCAAUAUGGUCAUUUUCUUUAUCAAAAGAUGCACGAAGAAGCUCAUGGAAUCCUCAACUUGCAAAAAUUGUUGGACAAAUUAACUAAUGACAUGGAAAAAUGGGAAAAAAUAGUUGAUCAAGCACAAAAUGAACAUUACUAUUUAACCUUCUUUUCUGCACAUCAUAUUCUAACCUUUUAUUAUUAUUUUAAAAGUAUUGAACAAACACAUGAUUAUGAAAAUGAUGUAUCGAAUAAAGAGAUUUGCCAUUAUCUUGUCCGGUUCGUUAAUGACAAAGCUCAAUUGCCUAAAUUACCUAAUUGGACUGGACAAUGGCCUAUUGUUCAGAGCGAAAAUGAUUUUUUACCGACUCUUCGUAAAAUUGGUGCUAUACUUCAUAAUAUUUUCACUGACAUACCACGACGAAUUCGACCCAUUCCUGAUGAUAUUGAACCGAUUUUUGCUGAUACAGUCUUUAAAGGAAGAAUAUUUGUUGUAGAUUGUCAAUCUCAUUCCUUGGUUCCAAAU